CGUAUCGUGAGCUAACCAUCCAAAGUCAAAUGUUUGGUUAUAUUUUUGAUGUGAAAAGUAAACAAAGUUUCGUCACUCCAAGUUGAAUAAAAUAACUAGUUAUUGGACCUAAUCUUUAAUUCAAUCCAAUUGAAUUUGUUAUUAUUGAAGAAAAUGACAAAAUCUGCACUUUUUGUUUGCCUGGGCAACAUUUGUCGAUCACCAAUUGCAGAAGCAGUGUUCGGUCAGGUUGUGAAAGAUAGAGGAGUGGAAAGUGAAUGGAAAAUAGACAGUGCAGCAUUAGGUGGAUGGCAUGUUGGAAAUCCUCCAGAUUCAAGAGCUAGUAAAAUAUUGAAAAACCAUGGAAUUUCUUAUCAGGGUAGAGCCAGACAAAUAGAAGAUAACGAUUUCAAAGAGUUUGACUACAUAUUCGGAAUGGAUAACAAUAACAUUUCCAAUUUACGAGAGCAGCAACCAAAAGGCAGCAAAGCGAAAGUGUUGUUAUUAGGGGAUUUCGAUCCUGAAGGUGAUAAAAUUAUCAGAGACCCCUACUACGAUUCCGGCAGUGAGGGAUUUGAAAAGUGUUAUCAACAAUGUAUGAGAGCUUGUAAUGGAUUUUUGGAUCAAAUUAAAGAAAAGAAAAUUUAAGGAACCGUUUCCAUUUUAUUUUUUGUUGCUUUAUGUGAAUUUCAAAGAAAAAUAAAAAACGUUUUAAGAUUUUAA
Molecule: messenger RNA, 702 nt
Organism: Anthonomus grandis grandis
Lineage: Eukaryota; Metazoa; Arthropoda; Insecta; Coleoptera; Curculionidae
Product: low molecular weight phosphotyrosine protein phosphatase 1-like
Exons: 4
Coding region: 154-627 (157 amino acids)
Biological process (GO): protein dephosphorylation
Cellular component (GO): cytoplasm
Molecular function (GO): non-membrane spanning protein tyrosine phosphatase activity; acid phosphatase activity
Source: RefSeq, a predicted model, not a curated record